CACACUCUUCACGGAAAGGCAACAUGGACAGCAGCAGAGCGAGGGCUCCUCCACCGAGUCCCCCGCAAGAGGACAUCAGAGAGGGGAAAAUAUAUGGAAAUGUUUUUGCAGAACUUGAAUCAAUUGAUUUGCCUUUGGGAACGACCUUAAGGUCUGUGUAUGAUGACCAACCUAAUGCACAUAAGAGGUUUAUGGAGAAGCUUGAUGCCAGAAUAAGGAACCAUGACAGGGAGAUCGAGAAGAUGUGCAACUUUCACCAUCAGGGGUUCGUUGACGCCAUCACAGAGCUCCUCAAAGUCCGUGCAGAUGCAGAGAAAUUGAUGGGCCAAGUGACCGACACCAAUAGAAGACUUCAAGACGCCGGACGAGAGGUGACUGCCCAAACAGAGGAGGUCAUUCGCUGCAGGAUUCAGCAGAGGAACAUGACCACCACUGUGGAGAAACUACAGCUAUGUAUUCCGGUUCUGGAAAUGUACAGCAAAUUGAAGGAACAGCUUGAAUCCAAAAGAUACUAUGCUGCGCUGAAAACCAUGGAGCAACUGGAGAACAUUUACAUCCCCAGAGUCAGCCAGUAUCGCUUUUGUCAAAUCAUGGCUGAGACGCUCCCUAAACUCCGUGAGGAGAUCAAGGAAAUCUCCAUGUCAGACCUGAAGGACUUCCUGGAGAGUAUCCGAAAGCACUCAGAUAAGAUUGGUGAAACAGCGAUGAGACAGGCCCAGCAGCACAGGACGUUCAUCAGUGCUGUUCAGAAGCAGGCGAGCCUAGGCUGUGCUAAACCUCUGUACAGUCUGAAUGGCAGAACAACCCUUCAGCACAACGGGCUGGUUGCAGGGGAUGCAGCUGAAGAAGAGGAGGCUGAUGAUGAAGUAUUGGUCCUGGUUUUAACAGCGCAGGAUCUGGUGGACUUCUCUCCUGUGUACCGAUGUCUUCACAUCUACACUAUACUGGGAGACAGAGAGACGUUUGAAAAUUACUACAGAAAGCAAAGAAAAAAACAAGCAAGGUUGGUGCUGCAGCCCCAGUCGAACAUGCACGAAACAGUUGAGGGCUACAGAAAGUACUUCAACCAGAUCGUUGGGUUUUUUGUGGUGGAGGACCACAUAUUACACGCCACGCAAGGCUUGGUGACCAGAGCGUUCACUGACGAGCUGUGGAACAUGGCCCUGUCCAAAAUCAUUGCUGUUCUCCGAACACACUCAUCCUACUGUAACGAUCCUGACCUGGUCCUGGAACUGAAGAACUUGAUUGUUAUAUUUGCAGACACGUUGCAGGGUUAUGGUUUCUCAGUGAACAGACUUUUUGACCUGUUGUUUGAGAUUAGAGAUCAGUAUAAUGAAACCCUGCUGAAGAAGUGGGCUCUGGUGUUCAGAGAGAUAUUUGAGCAGGACAACUACAGCCCCAUUCCUGUAGAAAAUGAAGAAGAGUACAAGUCUGUGGUCAGUAGGUUCCCCUUCCAUGAUGCAGAGAUCGAAAAGCAACCCUUUCCAAAGAAACUCCCCAUGUCCCAGUCAGUGCCUCAAAUCUACAUUCAGGUGAAGGAGUUCAUCUAUGCCAGCCUAAAGUUUUCUGAGUCACUACACCGGAGCUCUACUGAGAUUGACGACAUGCUUCGUAAAUCCGCCAACUUGCUGCUGACCAGGACGCUGAGCGGCUGCUUACAGAACCUCAUCAAAAAGCCCCAUAUAGGGCUAACCGAGUUGGUUCAGAUCAUCAUAAACACCACCCACUUAGAGCAAGCUUGUAAAUACCUGGAAGACUUCAUCACGAACAUCACCAACGUCUCUCCAGAAACCAUUCACACCACAAGACUCUAUGGGCUCUCUACUUUUAAGGAUGCGAGACAUGCAGCUGAAGGUGAAAUCUACACCAAGCUCAACCAGAAAAUUGACGAGUUCAUCCAGCUAGCUGACUACGAGUGGGGCAUGGCCGAGUCAGACGGCCGGGCCAGCGGCUACCUAAUGGACCUCAUCAAUUUCCUGCGCAGCACCUUCCAGGUUUUCACACACCUUCCGAAUAACAACAAUGAUCAUGCAGCGAUGUCGGGGAAGGUGGCUCAAACGGCCUGCAUGUCGGCCUGCAAGCACCUGGCCACCUCUCUGAUGCAGAUGUUGCUGGACACGGAGCUCAAGCAGAUCAGUAUGGGGGCCAUCCAGCAGUUUAACUUGGACGUCAUCCAAUGUGAAUUGUUUGCCAGUUCAGAGCCUGUUCCAGGAUUCCAGGGGGACACACUUCAGCUAGCAUUCAUUGAUCUUCGACAGCUCCUGGACCUGUUCAUGGUGUGGGACUGGUCCACUUACCUGGCGGACUAUGGCCAGCCCACCUCAAAGUAUCUUCGGGUCAAUCCAUCUACUGCACUAGCACUUUUGGAAAAAGUCAACAGAGGGAUGAAGGACACGAGCAAAAAGAACAACAUUUUCUCACAGUUCAGAAAGAAUGACCGUGACAAGCAGAAGCUGAUCGAGACGGUGGUGAAGCAGCUGAGGAGCCUGGUGAACGGCAUGUCGCAGCACUCCUAAACACAGCCCCUCUCCCAGCGGCUGCAUCACACCCCUCAGCUUUACCCCUGUGAAUGGGCUUUGUUUUAACAAUGUGAACGCGCGGUGCGGAGGGUGACCCACACCCCCCGGUUGUUAACUGAAGGCGAAGGCGGUUCAUUGAAUUUGUGCAAAGUUGUGCAACAGUCAGAGAACCCAUCUAAUUUUCAGUCAAAGCGGCUAUUAAGUACGUUAGAAUCUCUCCAGGAGAUUAUGUCUUCAAGAAGUCAGAUAAUGGAUAAUCCACUUCCUCUUGGGGAAAGUGAAAAAGUGAAAAAACUGGAUUUUCUAAAACUAAAAAAUACAGAGAAAAUGGAACUAACAACUGAACAAGACCUGGUAGGCCACCAAAACGGUCGCUAUCAGAUAAACAGACGUUAAAUAGAAAGAGAUCAUUUGGAUCAGGAGAGGUGGAAAAGGCUACACGCUAACGCUGAAAGCAAGUCGCCCUGAAGGCAUGGAAGGUGUAAGAGAAUUACACCUAGAGUCUUGAUACUUGUUGACGCUUUGGUUUUGUUUUACUGCUGAAAAUGAAUGACUUGUACUUAAUGGCCGUUUUCACUGGAAACUACACAAACGAAGAGUCCACAGUGCCGAAGCUGCUCCUGGUGAUGUAGUGUGUUAACACAGCUACGUUCCCUCAUGUUCUCUGCCAAAACGUCUCCCACUGUGUCGCUUCCCAUUUCUGAAUUGAUGGUGUAAAUAUGGGAUGAGGGGGGAGGCAGUGGGCUGAACACAAUGAAGCAGUCAUUUUUUCCUGUCAUGUAUUUUUAAUGGCUGAGAAUUAUGUUUUGUAUAUUGUGAAAUGAUUGUAUUGCUACAGUGGAGCGUGUUCAGAGUGCAGGUGUGGGAAGGCGAUGCAAGGGAUGAUGAAGUCCGCCUACGAGACUGAUGUUCACAUUGAUAUUGAGAUCUUUUUUAUUUUCCGUAGUGUAACGGGGGAUGUCGUUUUUACUGUAAAUAUUUUAAAUAUAUAACACUACUGUUAAAUCAUGCUUCCCACUGGUUUGGUCUGAGUGAAAUUAGGCUCUGAAUGGGGAGCCUGGUGGGGGAAAAAGCACUUUGCAUGAGUGUUUGAAGGCCAGGGGACCUUAUACGCUUAAAUCAGAGCCUCAUGUAAGGGAAGUUUCAUUUCUUUAGACACCGUGUACGAAGCAGCAGUUAGUUGCUUUGUGUCUAAAAAACGCUCCGUAGAAUUGUUUUAUUACAUUUUUAUUUCCUCAGGGUGAAACGAAAGCUUUUCAGUUUAACUGCUUUAGCAUCCCACACUAAGACAAAACGAAAAGAGCAAUAAUUGGUCCGGCUACAGUCACCGCACCCUGCACUCACAUUUAAAACGAUUUUAUGACUGAGUGAGUUGUUCUUGGUUUUUCAGCAGCCAUUUUGCACUGAAUAUUAUUUGUUUGCUUUUCCAAAAAAAAAAAAAGUCAUAUAUAUAUAUAUAUGUGUGUGUGUGUGUGUGUGGGUAUGUGUGGGUGGGUGGGUGUGUGUGUGUGUGUGUAUAUACAUGCAUACAUACAUACAUACAUACACACACACACACACACACGCUUCUGUAAUUAUGUCAUUGUACAUACCAUUUUUUUUCUCUUAAAAAAUGGAAUGUAGGGAUUCUCUACAUUAAAUUCAGGGAAGGGUUAUUCCAUUCCCUACAUCUGAAGUAUGUAAAGUAGAUUUUGAAAUUGUAUUUAAAAUUCUCGAUGAUGCCACAUGUGCUGUGCGAGGUUGAGCCGUUUUCUCCUCGGUUUGUGUCAUGGCUGAAACACAAUAAGCUACUUAAACCCCUCCUGCACCAUUUCAACGUCAAAAAACAAAAAUGUCCAAGAAAUGUCAGACUGGCAGUCAGCUGUAGCAUCUCUGCCAUGAACCUCAGUGAGCGCUCCCGGUAACUUGUUUCCAGAAUCCAUUUGUUUUUUCUUUGUGUGCUUUAAUAAAAUGUGGAUCACUGAAA
Molecule: messenger RNA, 4485 nt
Organism: Pygocentrus nattereri (red-bellied piranha)
Lineage: Eukaryota; Metazoa; Chordata; Actinopteri; Characiformes; Serrasalmidae
Gene: exoc6
Product: exocyst complex component 6
Exons: 24
Coding region: 24-2516 (830 amino acids)
Biological process (GO): Golgi to plasma membrane transport; intracellular protein transport; exocytosis
Cellular component (GO): exocyst; membrane
Source: RefSeq, a predicted model, not a curated record